Physeter macrocephalus (sperm whale) is the source of this 2178-nucleotide messenger RNA. RefSeq names its product CUB domain containing protein 2 (gene CDCP2). The transcript is spliced from 8 exons. Lineage: Eukaryota; Metazoa; Chordata; Mammalia; Artiodactyla; Physeteridae. The record is from RefSeq and is a predicted model, not a curated record. Bases 1 to 2178 code for a protein of 725 amino acids.
AUGAGGGAUUCAGGGGGUAACAAGUGGAUGCUGUCACAGCCCUGCCCACACCCUGUGGCCUUCACCAUUCCCAAGCUUCUGCUGCGACCCCUGGACACUGGGGCAUUCACAGGCAGACCCUCAGGUCCUGGCCUGCCCCGAGCUCGGCAGACCUGCGGGGCCCCCAGCGAGGAGAUGCUGGCAGAGCUGGAGUUCUGUCUGCUGCUGGCGGUGACACUGCUGAGCCCAGUCCCCAGGGCCCAAGCCAUGAAAGGUGUCAAAUGUGGGGGUGUGCUCUCAGCACCUUCUGGAAACUUCUCCAGCCCCAACUUCCCCAGGCUCUACCCCUACAACACGGAGUGCAGCUGGCUGAUUGUGGUAGCUGAGGGCUCCUCCGUGCUGCUCACCUUCCACGCCUUCGACCUGGAGUACCAUGACACCUGCAGCUUCGACUUCCUGGAGAUCUACAACGGGGCCUCCGGGGACCAGGGCAACCUGCUGGGGAGGUUCUGCGGCCAGGUGCCCCCGCCGCCCUUCGCCUCCUCCUGGCACGUCAUGUCUGUUGUCUUCCACUCAGACAAGCACGUGGCCAGCCGAGGCUUUUCCGCGGGCUACCAGAAAGGCAAGGGGGACUUGGCAGUGAGGGUGGCCCUGGGUGUCAAAUGUGGGGGUGUGCUCUCAGCACCUUCUGGAAACUUCUCCAGCCCCAACUUCCCCAGGCUCUACCCCUACAACACGGAGUGCAGCUGGCUGAUUGUGGUAGCUGAGGGCUCCUCCGUGCUGCUCACCUUCCACGCCUUCGACCUGGAGUACCAUGACACCUGCAGCUUCGACUUCCUGGAGAUCUACAACGGGGCCUCCGGGGACCAGGGCAACCUGCUGGGGAGGUUCUGCGGCCAGGUGCCCCCGCCGCCCUUCGCCUCCUCCUGGCACGUCAUGUCUGUUGUCUUCCACUCAGACAAGCACGUGGCCAGCCGAGGCUUUUCCGCGGGCUACCAGAAAGAUGCGUGUGGUGGCGUCCUGACGGGCCUGUCGGGGGUCCUCACCAGCCCCGAGCACCCCAACAACUACCCCAACAAUGUGGAGUGCCACUGGGUGAUCCGAGCCUCUGGCCCCGCCACCGUCAAGCUGGUCUUCGUAGACUUCCAGGUGGAGGGCAGUGAGCAGUGCACCUACGACUACGUGGCUGUGCUUGGGGGGCCCGGCCCCGCCCGUGGGCACCACUACUGCGGCAGCUCCAGGCCCCCCACGCUCGUGUCACUGGGCCACGAGCUGCAGGUGGUCUUCAAGUCUGACUUUAACAUCGGGGGCCGGGGCUUCAAGGCCUACUACUUCUCAGGAGAAUGCCAGGAGGUAUACACGGCAGUGCGGGGCAACUUCUCCAGCCCACAGUACCCCAGCUCCUACCCCAACCACAUCCGGUGCCACUGGACCAUCCGCCUGCCUCUUGGCUACCGGAUCAAAGUGUUCUUCCUGGACCUGGAACUGGAGGGGCCCAACAGCCUGACCAGGACCUGUGACUUUGACCAUCUGGCAGCCUUCGACGGGGCCAGCGAGGAGGCUCCCCUGCUGGGCAGUUGGUGUGGCCACCACCUGCCACCACCGGUCACCUCGAGCCACAACCAGCUCCUGCUUCUGCUGCACACAGACCGUAGCACCACCCGCAGGGGCUUCUCUGUGGCCUACAUUGGAGUGGUCCCCAUGAACGUGAGUUGCUCCCGCACGGACUUCCAGAUCCUGAUCUCCGCGCAGGCACUGGCCCCUCUAGAACGGACCAAAGUCUACCUGGGCAGCCGGAGCUGUGCUGCUCAGGAAGUCGGCAGCAGCUUCCGGAUCCAGGCCCGCUUUGACACCUGCGGCACUGAGUCUCAGAGAAGAAAUAACACUUCAGUGAUCGUCAGCGUGCUGUACAUCGACUUCUCAGCUGGUGGGCAGGAGGAUAUCCACGAAUACGAGGUCCGCUGCGAGCCGAGGCGAAAGGAGGCCUCUGUCCACCUGCUGUCCGGCUCCCACUGGCUUGGGCCCUAUGCUGCCACGGCAGAGCACCUUCAGGAGGCACCACCCAGGGACGAGGCAGAGACACUGGAGGGCCCCGUGGCCAUGGUGGCCCAGGACACCAGUGACAUGGUCUUCCUGGGCCUCUGCAUCCUGGCUGGGGUCCUCAUGGUCAUUGCCAUAGUGGUCCUGAUGCUGCUGUAA